Messenger RNA from Ceratotherium simum simum (southern white rhinoceros), 1688 nucleotides. It is a transcript of the gene GRWD1, whose product is annotated as glutamate rich WD repeat containing 1. Gene Ontology annotation, cellular component: nucleolus. Gene Ontology annotation, molecular function: protein binding. NCBI's taxonomy places the organism in Eukaryota, Metazoa, Chordata, Mammalia, Perissodactyla, Rhinocerotidae. The record is from RefSeq and is a predicted model, not a curated record. Gene Ontology annotation, biological process: ribosome biogenesis.
GGCGGCUCUCAGCGCGUGGAAAGCGCAACCCGGAAGUGACGCUAUUACUUCGCGCCGGCGGUGAGAGAGUUCGAAGAUGGCGGCGCGCAAGGGUCGGCGGCGCACGUGUGAAACUGGGGAGCCCAUGGAGGCUGAGUCCGGCGACGCAGGGUCCCAGGGCCAGGCCCAAGUCUACCUGCCCGGCAGGGGACCGCCGCUGCGCGAAGGAGAGGAGCUGGUCAUGGACGAGGAGGCCUACGUGCUGUACCACCGAGCGCAAACUGGCGCCCCCUGUCUCAGCUUCGACAUAGUCCGGGAUCAUCUGGGAGACAAUCGGACAGAGCUUCCUCUUACCCUUUAUCUGUGUGCUGGGACCCAGGCGGAGAGCGCCCAGAGCAACAGACUAAUGAUGCUCCGGAUGCACAAUCUGCUUGGGACGAAGCCCCCGCCAUCAGAGGGCAGCGAUGAAGAGGAGGAGGAGGAAGACGAAGAGGAUGAAGAAGAGCGGAAGCCUCAGCUGGAGCUGGCUAUGGUGCCCCACUAUGGCGGCAUCAACCGAGUUCGGGUGUCAUGGCUGGGUGAGGAGCCGGUGGCUGCGGUAUGGUCAGAGAAGGGCCAGGUGGAGGUGUUCGCGCUGCGGCGGCUUCUGCAGGUGGUGGAUGACCCCCAGGCCAUGGCGACCUUCCUCCGGGAUGAGCAGGCCCGAGUGAAGCCCAUCUUCGCCUUUGCUGGCCACAUGGGCGAGGGCUUUGCACUCGACUGGUCCUCCCGUGUGCCAGGGCGCCUGCUGACUGGUGACUGUCAGAAGAACAUCCACCUCUGGACGCCUGCGGAUGGCGGCUCCUGGCACGUGGACCAGCGGCCUUUUGUGGGCCACACACGCUCCGUGGAGGACCUACAGUGGUCCCCAACUGAGGACACGGUAUUUGCCUCCUGCUCAGCGGAUGCCUCCAUUCGCAUCUGGGACAUCCGGGCAGCCCCCAGCAAGGCCUGCAUGCUCACCACCGCCAGCGCCCACGACGGGGACGUCAACGUCAUCAGCUGGAGUCGCCGGGAGCCCUUCCUGCUCAGCGGCGGGGACGACGGGGCCCUCAAAGUCUGGGACCUGCGGCAGUUCAAGAAUGGCUCCCCCGUGGCCACCUUCAAGCAGCACGUGGCCCCCGUGACGUCCGUCGAGUGGCACCCCCAGGACAGUGGGGUCUUCGCAGCCUCGGGUGCAGACAACCAGAUCACACAGUGGGACCUGGCAGUGGAGCGGGACCCCGAGGCGGGCGACACGGAGACCGACCCCGGGCUGGCGGACCUCCCCCAGCAGCUGCUCUUCGUGCACCAGGGCGAAACAGACCUGAAGGAGCUGCACUGGCACCCGCAGUGCCCUGGCGUCCUGGUUAGCACCGCCCUGUCGGGCUUCACUGUCUUCCGCACCAUCAGCGUCUGAGGCGCCCCGCGGCAUCUGGCCUGGCCUUCCACUUGGGAACUGAAGAUGAGGUUGGUUCCCCUGAGGGGACUCAUUCAGAUCUGUUGACCAGCCCCACUCCAAAAGAAGGGCUUAGUUCGGCCCAUUGGCCGCCAUGAUGGAUUCUCUUGGCCUUACUCUUCUUUGAAAGGACUUGGUUUGGCCUGAUGACCCCCUUGCCAAAGGAUAUAGUUUGACCCGUGACUCUCUCAAACUACUUGGUUUGGUCCUGUGACCCCGCCUCCUCCAACCA